Messenger RNA from Malania oleifera, 2419 nucleotides. RefSeq names its product butanoate--CoA ligase AAE1-like. Lineage: Eukaryota; Viridiplantae; Streptophyta; Magnoliopsida; Santalales; Ximeniaceae. The transcript has 3 exons. The coding region runs from base 129 to 1907 and encodes 592 amino acids. The record is from RefSeq and is a predicted model, not a curated record.
GUCAAUCAGUCUACUUAACGUUGAGGUCUGGUUCGUUGCUCAUUCUCUUCCAUUGAUUUUCCAGUGCGAGCCCCCAAAAACGAAAAUCGGCACUGCUCGGUAUUAGUGUCUCCUCUCUCCCGCAUAACAUGAACCAGAUUUUCAAGUACCCAUUGACCCGGUUGGUGUCUGCUGUGAAUCGACUCUACUUUCGCUCAAAUUUUCAUCUGUUCUCCCGAGAAUCUCACUUCCUCGGGAUAGGGAGUGCUGAGCCGGAGUCAUGGAAAUCAAUGGAGGGUCUGGUUCGAUGCUCCGCCAACGAUGUUCCAUUGUCUCCUAUUAGCUUCUUGGAGCGAUCAGCGAAGGUGCACAGAGACAGAACAUCGCUUGUGUAUCGAUCCGUGAAGCAUACUUGGGGAGAAACCCAUGAAAGGUGUCUCAAACUGGCUUCUGCUUUGACCCAGCUGGGAAUUUCCCGCGGCGACGUGGUUGCAACACUAGCUCCUAAUGUUCCGGCAAUGUAUGAACUGCAUUUUGGGGUCCCAAUGGCUGGAGCAGUUCUUUGUACGCUCAAUGCCCGCCAUGAUUCAGCAAUGGUUUCAGUUCUACUGAGACAUUCCCAAGCCAAGAUGAUUUUUGUGGACUAUCAGUUACUUGAAGUUGCUCAAGGAGCACUUGAAAUUCUUGUUACAGAAGGAAUUAAGCCUCCUAUCUUAGUCUUAAUCCCUAAUCCUGAUGGCUCAUCAACUCCCAACAUUAGUACUAAUACCUUAGAAUAUGAGAGCCUGCUGCAGAGUGGACAUAAUCAUUUUGAGAUAAGGCGGCCAAGAAGUGAAUGGGAUCCUAUUAGUGUUAAUUAUACUUCAGGCACAACGUCAAGACCCAAAGGAGUUGUUUACAGUCACAGAGGUGCCUAUCUGAACUCCAUUGCAACAUUUCUCCUCCAUGGGAUGAGCUUAAUGACUGUGUACCUUUGGACUGUUCCUAUGUUUCACUGCAAUGGGUGGUGCCUCAUUUGGGGGACGGCAGCCUUGGGAGGCACCAACAUAGUCCUCAGGAAUGUCUCUCCAAAGGGUAUAUUUGAUCACAUUGCCCUCCACAAAGUGACCCACAUGGGCGGAGCACCCACUGUUUUAAACAUGAUUGUGAAUUCCCCAACCAGAGACCAAAGGCCACUUCAUUGCAAGGUUCAAGUAAUGACAGGUGGUUCACCACCGCCUCCACAGAUUCUUCGCAAAAUGGAAGACCUGGGUUUUUGUGUGUCUCACUUGUAUGGCCUCACAGAAACUUAUGGUCCCGGGACUACUUGCACAUGGAAGCCUGAUUGGGAUGCAUUGCCUCCAGAUGAGCGGUUUAAGAUUAAAGCCCGACAAGGGGUGCACCAUCUUUGUUUAGAGGAGGUUGACAUAAAGGAUCCAGCUAGUAUGGAGAGUGUACCUUCUGAUGGUAAAACAAUGGGGGAAGUUAUGUUCAGAGGAAACACUGUAAUGAGUGGAUACCUCAAAGAUUUAAAAGCAACAGAAGAAGCAUUUAGGGGUGGAUGGUUUCGAAGUGGUGACCUUGCCGUGAAACAUUCCGACGGAUAUAUAGAAGUAAAAGAUCGGCUAAAGGAUAUUAUUAUAUCUGGGGGUGAGAAUAUUAGCACUGUGGAGAUAGAAACUGUGAUAUUUAGUCAUCCCGCAGUUCUUGAGGCUGCAGUAGUCGCAAGGCCAGAUGAUCACUGGGGGCAGACACCUUGUGCAUUCGUUAAGUUAAAAGAUGGCUUUACUGUUGAUGCUGAAGAUAUAAUUAAGUUUUGCAGGGAUCAUUUGCCACACUACAUGGCUCCCCGGACAGUCAUUUUUGAUGAUCUGCCGAAAACAUCAACUGGAAAGGUACAAAAAUUUAUACUUAGGGAGAAAGCAAAUGCCUUGGGCAGUAUUGUUUGAGCACAAAGAACUGCAUACCUUGAGCCUUGAGGCAUGUUUUGUUUGAAGGGGAGCACCUCAUCUUCAAAUGCAGAGUAAGUGCUGAAGUUUGGAAUUAUUUAAGAUGCUGGCUUGGAUGGUCUAGAGCCAUGACUACCGUAAAAGCUGCACAUAAAUGGUUGAAAAAAGAGGCUCUAGGGACUGGUAUCCAAUCAGUUGCUAAGAGGGCUUGCUUGAAUACUACUGUUAAUUAUUUGUGGCACUUCAGAAACAAGUUGAAACAAAGACACUCUGACUAAAGCAAUGGUAAGAUUUAUUCAGACACACAUAUUCAUAACCUUGAAUGACAAAUUUCCACAUCUUCUGGAGUUUGGGAAUUGAGAUGAAAGCUUUUUUUAUGUCAGAUGCCCUAUUCCUGGAUUGGCUUGUUGGCCCCUAGGUAUGCCCAGGUUUCAUUGUAACAUUUGAUGUUUGAUGUUGUUUUGAAUUUUUGGAGAUAACUUGUGAGUUGCAAUGGAUGUCUUUCCUGGGUA